AUGAAACAUUGGGACAAAUUUGAAGCUGUAAAUAUCUAUAUUAAUGCUCCUGAAGUAGACACAUUUAGGUCUAAUCCCGAGCUCAAGAGUCUGACAUUAACACAUAAUGAUUUGUCAGAUUUGCAGCCUGAACUUUUUCUACCCAUCCCAAAUUUGGAGAAACUUGAUCUUUCUAAGUCUGAGCUCAAGUCUUUGGAUUUUCUGGUGCAGGCCAACCUAACUGCUCUCAGAUAUCUGAAACUAACAAACAAUGAGAUCACUGUGAUUAAUGAGGAAGUGCUGAGUUCUCUCCCCUCUCUGACAUAUUUAGACAUGAGCAUUAAUACAUUCACCUGUGACUGCUCCAAUGCAGAUUUUAUCCAAUGGAUAAAAAACAACAACCAAACACAGGUGGUAAAUGCCCAUCGUUAUAAAUGUUUCUUUCCCAUGAACAAAAGAGGAACCUUGUUACUAGACUUUGAUAUCAAGCCAUGUUCAAACGAUGGCAGCUUCUUGCAUUUCCUCUCCAGCAGCUCUUUGGUUUUUCUGACUCUCCUCACAUCCUUCAUCUACCACUUCCUGAGGUGGCAGCUGGCCUACACAUUCCAUCUCUUCCUGGCNAUACCAAAACUGGAAAUUCUGGAUCUAUCUGAGUCGAAGCUCAAGUCUUUGGAUUUUCUGGUGCAGGCCAACCUUUCUGCUCUUAGAUACCUGAAAGUGACUGAUAAUGGGAUCAACGUGGUUAAUGAGACCGUCUUUAAUUCUCUCCCGUCUCUAACGUACCUGGACCUGAGCAAUAACCCGUUCACCUGUGAAUGCUCCAAUGCAGAUUUUAUCUUUUGGACAAAGGGCAACAUCCAAACACAGGUG
Molecule: messenger RNA, 849 nt
Organism: Austrofundulus limnaeus
Lineage: Eukaryota; Metazoa; Chordata; Actinopteri; Cyprinodontiformes; Rivulidae
Product: toll-like receptor 3
Exons: 1
Biological process (GO): toll-like receptor signaling pathway; inflammatory response
Cellular component (GO): plasma membrane
Molecular function (GO): signaling receptor activity; protein binding
Source: RefSeq, a predicted model, not a curated record